UUCCAGCCACAGCCUGGACAUGAGCCCUGCACCACUGCUGACUGUCCUGGUGGUCACUGCCUUGUUGCCUGGUGCAGGGGCUCUGCAGUGCCAGAAAGGGUCAAUCGAGACAGUGAGAGACGCCUUGGAGCUGCCCCUCAACUGGACAGCUGGCCAGGAAACCUGUGUGGUGGGCCAGGGGUGCCAAGACACCCUGAUGAUCAUAGAGAAUGGACAUCAAGUGAACAUGGUGAUCAUCAAGGGCUGCACUGCGGCUGAGAACCAAGAGGCCCAAGUCACCAGGCACAGGGCAGGCCCCGGCCUGUCUGUCAUCUCCUACCACCAUGUGUGCCGCCAUGCUGACUUCUGUAAUGCUGUGUCCACCACCAAGGCCCUCGGGGAUCUGUCUACCACCACAGCCCCAGGGACCCUGCGCUGCCCAGUCUGCUUCUCCCGAGGCCAGCCAUGUCCUGAGGACUCGCGAGAACACAUCUGCCCCGCGGGGUACACGCACUGCUAUGAUGGCAUCCUCAAGCUCAGGGGAGGAGGGAUCUUCAGCACUCUGCGGGUACAGGGCUGCCUGCCCAGGCCGGGCUGCAACCUCCUCAAUGGGACCCAGACAAUCGGGGUCAUGGAUGUGAGUGAGAGCUGCGGUCCCCGGUCAGAUGCUCUGACGUGUUUCCAGGGGGUCAUGCUGCAGUCUGGAAGUGGCUUUAACCAAGACCCCGAAGAGUGGAGUGUGAAUGGGAAGCAGACAUGCAAUGUUGGGGAGAUGUGUCAGGAGACACUGCUACUCAUCGACGUAGGACCCAGUGCAAUCCUGGUGGGGAGCAAAGGCUGCGGGGUCCCCGGGGGACAGGAGUCACAGGGCGUCUCCAUCCAUUCUCGGCCCCCCGGAAUUCUGGUGGUUUCCUACAGCCGGUUCUGCUCCUCAAACUUGUGCAACAACGCCAACAGCAGCAGUGUCCUGCUUUCAUCCCUUCAGCGAGCUCCCCCUGUGCCAGGAGACGUGCAGUGUCCUGCCUGUGUGCAGAUCCUUGGCUCAUGCUUCUCCAGUUCCACGCUUGUCACCUGUCCUAAGAGCGCCACCCACUGCUACAGAGGGAGCUUCCAAAUGUUUGGAGGCGGACUCUCCUCCCCGCUGACCAUUCAGGGCUGCAUGGCCCCAAACUCCACAUCCUUGCUGAACCGCACCCAGAACAUCGGGAUCUUCUCGGUGACAGAAAGCUUUGAGAAUAAGGAGGCCAAAAAGGCCAAGAAUUUCCAGCUUAACAGCGCUGCCCUUGCCGCCUGCCUGGCUCCAGUCUUGGGACUGGGGCUGGCUUUGGGUGUGAUGAGCUUUUCCCUUCCUGCUAAUCUUAUUUCCCUGUGAUCUGGGUGACAGGAGCCCGCAUUGCUCUCCUAAUCCCACAACCCACUGACCUCUCCGCCACCCAAGGGCCAGUUCUCAGAACAAACCUCCCCUCCCCCUUUCUACAAGUGCAGAUUGCCCCUCAUGAGAUUGUCUGCAGCAGCUGCCCGAUUUCACAACUAAUAACUUCCUCAUUUUUUUAAAUACUUAAACCCUGAACCUGCCAGGUGCCAGAAAGCCAGAA
This is a messenger RNA of Dipodomys ordii (Ord's kangaroo rat), 1574 nucleotides long. It is a transcript of the gene Cd177, whose product is annotated as CD177 molecule. NCBI's taxonomy places the organism in Eukaryota, Metazoa, Chordata, Mammalia, Rodentia, Heteromyidae. Gene Ontology annotation, cellular component: plasma membrane; plasma membrane raft. Gene Ontology annotation, biological process: positive regulation of neutrophil degranulation; leukocyte cell-cell adhesion; cell-cell junction maintenance. Bases 20 to 1351 code for a protein of 443 amino acids. The transcript is spliced from 9 exons. The record is from RefSeq and is a predicted model, not a curated record.